Linum trigynum is the source of this 1076-nucleotide messenger RNA. Lineage: Eukaryota; Viridiplantae; Streptophyta; Magnoliopsida; Malpighiales; Linaceae. The record is from the annotation of a GenBank genome assembly.
CAUAAAAGAAAAAUCAAGAAAUCAACGGAGGGCGCACGACCGGGUUUUAAAAAGUGCUGCUUGAGGUUUAAGCCAAGAAAUAGGCGGAACGGAGUCAAUCGGAAGAGUUCCUUCCUGAGUGGCAAAAUCGAAGGUUUCCGCCGCUCCUGAAACCCAACGCAACGGAAAUUGAUAUGCGAAAAUGCAGAGGCUAAGGAGCAGAGCGCUGUUUGGUUCGAUGCAGCUGCCCCAUUUGAAGAAGAAAGCCCUCAAUUCAUUCGCCGCCGUUCAGGACACUUACCUCUCUACCAAGGACACAUUUGAGAGGCAUAGGGUUGUCUUUACAAUCGGGACAUCUGUGGCCUCAGUUGCCACAGCAUGGAUUGGAUAUACACUCCGUCACCUCCAUGAAUCCAAAGUUGAGCAAAGGCUUGAAUCAAUUGAGAAAGCUAUGCAAAACAACCAGACUCUUGAACAUGCUGAGCUUAAGAAGCUUGUCGAUCCAGGAAGUUCUCGUUAUGCUACGUAUAUUGCCACAAUUGGGACUACUUUUGUUUUAGGGUACGGGUUUGGUUGGAGAGGUGGAAGAUGGUAUGCAAAUAGGAAGUUCAGGCAGGAGCAGAUGAAGUUGAUGGGCCAGAUAACUCCUCGGAAAUGGGAGUUAAUGGGGAAGAUCAAAUCGAGAGGAUUGGGAUUGCAAGCCUUGAGAAGAGGACUAUCGAGAUCCAGAAGUUCAGACAUGGCAACUAAACCACAUGACAAAAGGCCCUGAAGGAUGUACCAUCGGUGUCACAGGGUUCUUGUAAACCCCAUCGAUCUUGCUAGUUUGUAAGAAACAGCUACUCUGUCGCUCCAUUGUCCAGUAGUAGGAUGAAAAUUGCAGGCAUUGUGUAGAUCAUCUGCUGUACUGCCCAAGUUUUCCAAAGCAAUAUAUAGCUUAGCCAUUGUUUCCCCAUGCUCCUUCUAUUUCUGCUAUUGGCUAAAACUCUUUUAUGGAAUAUAUGUUUUCUGAAUGUUAUUAAGAACCCUUAUGUGAAGAACAAAGUGUUGAGCGAAGCAUCCUUAGAAUCUACCAUGAAUACAUGAUGAAACUUGUU